GGUCACAGUGAUAUUUAGAUUUGACCACAGAACCUGUUAACUGUUGCUGCCACUGCUUCCGUGACGACAGAUCAGAUUGUUCCUCAACUCAAGUACAGACCCACAACAGAAAAGGACACACAGAGAAAAGAGAGAAAGAGAGUGAAAAAUGCCCUCAUUUCAAAAGCUCCUAAUCACCCCUAAUCUCUGACAUGACGGAGGAAGUGUUGGUGCACAUCAUGCCAUGGACACCCAAGUCCAGAUUCUGAAGGGCAUAUUGGCUCAAAUUGCCAGCAAGGAAGCAGAAGGAGAGGGGCCAGAGAAUGGCUUUGCUGGAGAGUUUCUGAAACUGAAGAGGCAGUCUACCAAGUAUCGUGCAGAGAAAACCUACCCCACCACAGCUGCGGAUAAACAAGAUAAUGUGAAGAAGAACAGAUACAAGGACAUUGUGCCUUUUGAUCACAGCAGAGUGAAGCUCACCCUCAUUACAUCCAAACAUGACACAGACUACAUCAAUGCUAGUUUCAUUAAGGGGGUAUUGGGCACUAAGGCAUACAUUGCCACACAGGGCCCGCUGCCAAAUACUGUACUUGACUUGUGGAGGAUGCUGUGGGAAUACAACGUGCAGGUUAUUGUUAUGGCUUGCCGAGAGUUUGAAAUGGGAAGGAAAAAAUGUGAGCGUUACUGGCCAGUGUCAAAGGACAACAUUUUUGUGUGUGAGCCCUUUACCAUACACUAUGAGUCUGAUGACAAUAAGGAAGAAUAUGUGACAAGGACACUGAAGGUGACAUUUAAAAAAGAGACCCGGACCCUGAAGCAGCUGCACUAUGUGAACUGGCCAGAUCAUGGAGUACCUGACUCCAUUCCUGCAAUCUUGCAGCUGCUGCAGGACAUGCGCAUUUACCAGGAUCAUGAGGACCUUCCUAUUUGCAUUCAUUGCAGUGCAGGCUGUGGAAGAACAGGUGCAUUGUGUGCCAUUGACUAUACCUGGAAUCUACUGAAGAGACAGAUGAUACCAGAGAAUUUCAGCAUCUUUGAUCUGGUAAAGGAAAUGCGUACACAGCGGACCUCUGUGGUUCAGACUAAGGAACAAUAUGAGUUGGUGUACAGGACCGUUAAAUUGCUGUUUGAGAGAUAUUUGGCUGCAAUGGAUGAAUCAAACCAAGAGGUCCCAACUUCCCCCUCCCCUAUGCACACAACCAGUGAGAGUGAGCUCUCAGAUUUCAGUGAACCAGAUUUAGAGACUGGGACAGACUUCCGAGUGUUGCUUCAGACUGAACACAGGAAUUGUGAAAAGAACAUUCCUAUGGAUGACUGCAAUCACAUUACUCAGAAAGUCACUUAUUGGCCACAGACUCAUUUUCCACCACUCAACCCAGUGGGCGUUUCCGUCAAAUAUAUUCCUGCAGACACACUUAAUACAACGAGUGAAUGGGCCCAGAUUAGAGAAGACCAGAAUCCAUUAAUAACACAGGCUUCUCAAACAGACUUCACGAUCUAUGGAACUCAAAGAACUGAGCCAUUCACUAGCCACAAAUCCGAUCCUUCCCAAGCUGCAUGUUCAAAUUAUCCCAUCAGCCUAGUACAAGAGCUGAAGCCAAGUCUGAAGCAUGUGGAGUGGGCAGAGAACCAAGAUCUUAGACUUGUUGCCGAACACUUCAACCCUGUUAUCCCCAGCAGCCUCUGUUUUACUGUGGAAGAUCCAUAUUUUAGUCCUGAGUCUCCAUCAGCUGGUGAAAGUCCCAGUAUUAUAGAAUCUACAGCCCCUGGAACAUGGAUGGAGAGCCCUUGUUUCACAAUACCUAGUUUAGUUCUUAAUAAUCAGGCUUUAGAACUGCCAAAACAUGACUGCAGUGAAAAAGGCAUAAGUAUGCCUUCACCGAAUGAGAACUCUCCUCCUCCUUUGCCCGAGCGAACCCCAGAGUCUUUUAUUCUGGCUGAUGAAAUCAACGAUAUCAGUAAAACCAGUGAGCUGUUGACAUUGGUCAUCCCAACCAGUUCAGACUCUGAAAGUGUCAACAAAGAUAAACCCCCCUCACCUGCACCCCCACUGCCCGAGAGAACUCCAGAGUCUUUCGAAUUGGCUACUGAUGAGGAUCUGGUAAAAAGUGCAACACAGGAAAAUCCACAGGAUGUUGUAAUGAGAGUCGGGAAAUCUUUAGAAUGGUCUGGGAAGACAUUUGAGGCUCAGACAGAUUUGAAACGAUCCUGGUCCAGGAGCAAGAGCUUAAAACUCAGAAUGUCACUUCCUGCCUCAGCAUCUAUUCCAUUAAGCCCUUUUCCAAUCACAAGUCACACCCCUCCUCCCCUACUGCACAAACACCCACAGGUCUAGAUUUUUGGGGAUCAAGUUCCGCUGACUGGUACUAUCAUACAAAUUUGUCCUCACAGAAUUCAUGAUAUAUUCACUCUCUCUUGAAGAUAAAUAUAAUUAUGAGAUAAGUAUAAAUAUAAGUAAUAUUUACAUUUAUAUUUAUACAGUACUUACAGUUGAAGUCAGAAUUUACAUACACCUUAGCCAAAUACAUUUAAACUCAGUUUUUCACAAUUCCUGACAUUUAAUCGUAGAAAACAUUCCCUGUUUUAGGUCAGUUAGGAUCACUACAUUAUUUUAAAAAAUGUGAAAUGUCUGAAUAAUAGUAGAGAGAAUGAUUUAUUUCAGAUUUUAUUUCUUUCAUCAUAUUCCCAGUGGGUCAGAAGUUUAAAUACACUUUGUUAGUAUUUGGUAGCAUUGCCUUUAAAUUGUGUCAAAUGUUUUGGGUAGCCUUCCACAAGCUUCUCACAAUAAGUUGCUGGAAUUUUGGCCCAUUCCUCCAGACAGAACUGGUGUAACUGAGUCAGGUUUGUAGGCCUCCUUUCAAACACACACUUCUGCCUACAAAUUUUCCAUCAGAUUGAGGUGAGGGCUUUGUUUUGGCCACUCCAAUACCUUGACUUUGUUGUCCUUAAGCCAUUUUGCCACAACUUUGGAGGUAUGCUUGGAGUCAUUCUCCAUUUGGAAGACCCAUUUGCGGCCAAGCUUUAACUUCCAGGCUGAUGACUUGAAAAGUUGCUUCAACAUAGCCACAUAAUUUUCCUUCCUCAUGAUGCCAUCUAUUUUGUGAAGUGCACCUGUCCCUCCUGCAGCAAAGCACCCCCACAACAUGAUGCUGCCACCCCCAUGCUUCACGGUUGGGAUGGUGUUCUUCGGCUUGCAAACCUCACCUUUUUUCCUCCAAAUAUAAUGAUGGUCAUUAUGGCCAAACAGUUCAAUUUUUGUUUCAUCAGACCAGAGGACAUUUCUCCAAAAAGUAAGAUCUUUGUCCCCAUGUGCACUUGGAAACUAGUCUGGCUUUUUUAUGGUGGUUUUGCAGCACUGGCUUCUUCCUUGCUGAGCAGCCUUUCAGGUUAUUUCGAUAUAGGACUCGUUUUACUGUGGAUAUAGAUACUUGUCUACCGGUUUCCUCCAGCAUCUUCACAAGGUCCUUUGCUGUUGUUCUGGGAUUGAUUUGCACUUUUCGCACCAAACUACAUUCAUGUCUAGGAGACAGAAUGCGUCUCCUUCCUGAGCGAUAUGAUGGCUGCGUCGUCCCAUGGUGUUUAUACUUGCGUACUAUUGUUUGUACAGAUAAGCGUGGUACCUUCAGGUGUUUGGAAAUUGCUCCCAAGGAUGAACCAGACUUGUGGAGGUCCACAAUUUUUUUCUGAGGUCUUGGAUGAUUUCUUUUGAUUUUCCCAUGAUGUCAAGCAAAGAGGCACUGAGUUUGAAGGUAGGCCUUAAAAUACAUCCACAAGUGCACCUCCAAUUCAGUACACCUCCUAUCAGAAGCCAAUUGGCUAAUUGGCUAAUCAUUUUCUAGAAUUUUCCAAGCUGUAUAAAGGCAAGGUUAACUUAGUGUAUGUAAACAUCUGAACACUGGAAUUGUGAUGUAGUCAAUUAAAAGUGAAACAAUCUGUCUGUAAACAGUUGUUGGAAACAUUACUCAUGUCAUGCGCAAAGUAGAUGUCCUAAACAACUUGCCAAAACUAUAGUUUGCUAGUAUUAAAUCUGUGGAGUGGUUAAAAAAUUAGUUUUAAUGACUUCAACCUAAGUGUAUGUAAACUUCUGACUUCAAUUGUAUAUUUACAUAUUUAUAAUUAUUUACAGAUAUAUAUACUAUAUUUUAUGUAUAUUUAUUUACUUACGUAAGAAAAAUACAUACAUAUAAUCAUAAGAUUCUAUAAAUAUAGUCACACAAGCUCUGUUUUUCCAAGAAGUCAUUUUCAAGGAAUUCCUAACAUCUAAAAGCAAUAUACUGUAAGUAUAAAAGUGUUAUCAAAACACUAGGGAUUCACUGAUACAACAUUUCUGUGCCAAUACCGAUAUCUGAUUAUUUAGAAGAGCAUCUGCCGAUACUGAUAGUUUGGUUAUUGUGCUUUUUUUUAUGUUACCUUGUUUCAAAUCACUGAUAAUUACUUACACAACUUAAAAUAAAUGUCAAAAAUAAUUUAUUCUCUAUGUCUCUAUAUGUCCAUGUUUCAGAGUAACUGGUCUUAGUUAUAAAAAUACACUGAAACAUAAAGCAUAUUUUAACUCGCAUUAACUGAAUUCUAUAACUUCUUGUUAGGCUCACAAUAAAUUGGUAAGGUUUCUUAAUUUUUUUAAUGUUCUUUACUCACAUUAACUGAAUUUGGAGUCCCUUUUCAUAAUCUUUCUUGCUGUGUCGAACUUUAAAGGGAUAGUUCACCCAAAAAUGAAAAUUCUCUCAUCAUUUACUCACCCUCAUGCCAUCCCAGAUGUGUCUGACUUUC
This is a messenger RNA of Myxocyprinus asiaticus (Chinese sucker), 4749 nucleotides long. RefSeq names its product tyrosine-protein phosphatase non-receptor type 22-like. The record is from RefSeq and is a predicted model, not a curated record. The coding region runs from base 224 to 2314 and encodes 696 amino acids. The transcript has 20 exons. Gene Ontology annotation, biological process: peptidyl-tyrosine dephosphorylation. Gene Ontology annotation, molecular function: non-membrane spanning protein tyrosine phosphatase activity. Gene Ontology annotation, cellular component: cytoplasm; nucleus. NCBI's taxonomy places the organism in Eukaryota, Metazoa, Chordata, Actinopteri, Cypriniformes, Catostomidae.